Messenger RNA from Pygocentrus nattereri (red-bellied piranha), 1649 nucleotides. It is a transcript of the gene stoml2, whose product is annotated as stomatin (EPB72)-like 2. The transcript has 10 exons. Gene Ontology annotation, cellular component: membrane. The record is from RefSeq and is a predicted model, not a curated record. NCBI's taxonomy places the organism in Eukaryota, Metazoa, Chordata, Actinopteri, Characiformes, Serrasalmidae. The coding region runs from base 132 to 1220 and encodes 362 amino acids.
CGCAGCAGGCUCGCAGAAGAAGAGUAGCAGGGGGUCACGCUGGAGCGGGGGUCUGGAAGGUUGCGGACAGUUUCAUCAUUUCUGAGCUUUUCGGCUGAAGUUGAACUUGAGCUGCUUUAUCCGCCGUCAAUAUGCUGAGGUCUGCGGUUUGGCGGGCUGGCAGUGGCCUUCUGAAGCACUCGCGACAGACCGUCCCGGUCCUCUGGGGGACACGGGCUCAGCAGCGCUGGGCCUCCAGCCUCCCCAUGAACACCGUCAUUCUCUUUGUCCCACAGCAGGAGGCUUGGGUAGUGGAGAGGAUGGGACGCUUCCACCGGAUUCUGGAGCCGGGAUUGAACUUUUUAAUACCGAUACUGGACAGAAUCCGAUAUGUACAGAGCCUCAAAGAGAUUGUGAUAGAUGUGCCAGAGCAAUCUGCUGUAUCUCUUGACAACGUGACACUCCAAAUUGAUGGAGUUUUAUACCUCCGGAUACUCGACCCCUUUAAGGCCAGUUAUGGAGUGGAGGAUCCAGAGUAUGCAGUGACCCAGCUGGCACAGACCACUAUGAGAUCAGAAUUAGGAAAACUCACUCUAGACAAAGUCUUUAGGGAGAGAGAGUCUCUGAAUUCCAACAUCGUGCACUCCAUCAACCAGGCGGCAGAUGAGUGGGGGAUUCGCUGUCUACGAUAUGAAAUAAAGGACAUUCAUGUUCCCCCGCGUGUUAAAGAGUCCAUGCAAAUGCAGGUGGAAGCAGAGCGAAAGAAAAGAGCCACAGUUCUGGAGUCUGAGGGAACAAGGGAGGCGGCUAUAAACGUAGCAGAAGGUUGCAAGCAGGCUCAGAUUCUGGCUUCUGAGGGACAGAAAGCGGAACAGAUCAACAAAGCUGCAGGUGAGGCAAAUGCUAUGCUGGCCAAAGCAGAGGCAAAAGCAAAGGCCAUUAGACUGCUGUCUGAAGCCCUAACACAGCAGAACGGAAAUGCUGCUGCGUCUCUCAGCGUGGCGGAGCAGUACGUCUCAGCUUUCUCCAACCUGGCCAAGGAAUCAAACACAAUAAUCCUGCCCUCCAACACAGGAGACAUCUCCAACAUGGUCACUCAGGCAAUGGCUAUUUAUGGCAGUUUAGCCAAGACACAAAAUCCAAAACCGCUGCAGAACGUGGCCGCUGUAACUGCAGAAGCUGAGCUGGAGGAGAAAACAGUGCCUGAAUUCACAGCACCUCAGUCCACUUCCAGCCAUUAACUCAGUGAUUUCAGCCAAGGCCCAGAUACAAACCUCUGAUCCAGGACUUGACUGACACAUGCACACCCAUAAGGAGAUAUUCCAUUCCCGUGGAGAGUCCAACAGAAGGACUAGAGAGACUACACACCCUUACAAUGCUGGUUGUAGGUCGAGAGCGAAUGAAGAAAAUGAUCACAGUGGCUGUUUCUGCUUUAGAGAUGGCAGUAACUGGAGUUUUUUUUUUUCUCUCUUGUGUGUGUACUGUUCCCUUUUGUACCAUUUUUAUUUUGGGAUUUUUGAUGUAUGUUGCAUUUACCCUUCUGCUUUAAGCCCAUGUUUCUGUCAGAAGAUAGAAAAUAUACAUAUUUACAGAUGACUGCAUCGUGUGAACCCUUUAUUAUUGUUUUUUCUGCAGAUACUGAUAUUAAAUCUCUCAUUGGGAAACGUAAA